AUGUGUGUAGAAGAUCGUUGGAAGGCCGUACGGCAGCAUCAGCUCUGUCGUCGCUGCCUCGGCUCUCAUGGGCGUUGGCCAUGUAAAGCGGAUGUAUGCGGAGUGGAGCGAUGUUCGGAGAAUCACCAUCGUCUGCUUCACUCGCCGAAGCAGAACCCUUCAGAGAGGUCGACAGUUAGCAGUAAUACAGUGUCAUUGCAUCAUCUGUCGCACGAAUCAACACUGUUUCGUGUGAUUCCAAUCACGUUGUAUGGGAAGAGUCGUUCAGUGGAGACGUUCGCGUUCCUUGACGAUGGAUCAUCGAUUACGAUGAUGGAGCAAGAGCUAGCUGAUCAACUAGCCGAACGAGGAAAACCAAAUCAGCUGUGUUUGCAAUGGACUGGUGGUGUUACAAAAAGGAUUAAUGAUGCGCAGGUGAUGACGUUAAAGAUUUCUGGACGCGAUGUGCAAAAGCAAUACACAUUGAAUGACGUUUACACCGUUGACAAUCUGGAUUUGCCUGUUCAAUCAUUUUGUCAUGAGGAUAUGGCAAAGAAACAUCCACAUCUCCAAGGCAUACCUGUAGGAAGUUAUCGGCAAGCGACUCCAAGGUUCCUGAUCGGAUUGAGCAAUGUUAAAUUACUUACAUCGUUAAAAACACGCGAGGGUCGCCAAGGAGAACCAGUCGCAAGCAAGACUAGACUUGGUUGGACUGUAUAUGGUUCAACUAGCUCACGUUCAGCGCAGUACAUGCAUCGAACGUUGCAUAUCUCUACAAAAUCACCAGAUGAAGAGCUGAAUGAGCUCGUGAAGCAAUAUUUUUCUGUUGAGAGCUUUGGUGUGGCCGUAGUUCCAGUAGCUGAGUGGAGUGAAGAUAGACGUGCUCGAAUCAUUUUGGAAGACACGACAGUGCGUACUAGAUCUGGGAAGUUUGAAACCGGAUUGUUAUGGCGGCAUGACUACGUGGAGUUUCCAGAUAGUCGACCAGCAGCAGUUAAAAGAUUAGUUUGCCUCGAACAUAAGUUGAGUAAAAAUAUUAAUUUGUACGAAAAAGUUCGUGAGCAAAUUUGUCAGUAUGAAAUCAAGGGAUACGCGCAUAGAGCAACGAUAGACGAAUUGAAGCGGUUUGAUCCUCGGCGCACGUGGUUUCUUCCGCUUGGUGUGGCUCUGAAUCCAAGGAAGCCAGAGAAAGUGCGAGUAGUCUGGGAUGCAGCGGCAAAAGUCAACGGAGUGUCUCUAAAUUCGAAGUUGAUGAAAGGUCCGGAUCUAACAGCUUCACUCACGGCAGUUUUGUUUCUAUUUCGUCAAAGGCAAGUGGCGAUAACAGGCGACAUAAAGGAAAUGUUCCACCAGCUGUACAUUCGUCAACAAGAUCGGCAAUCCCAGUUGUUCUUGUGGAGAGAUGAGUCGACAAAACCUAUCGAAACGUAUGUGAUGGAUGUCGCAACAUUUGGGUCUACUUGUUCACCGUGUUCUGCACAAUACAUCAAAAACCGAAAUGCUGAAGAACAUAGAGAGGAGUACCCGAACGCAGCAGAUGCUAUAAUCAAAAACCAUUACGUGGAUGACUACCUAGAUAGUCAAGACACUCCAGAAGAAGUGAUUCGGCUACUGCUACAAGUGAAAAAGGUUCACCAAAGAGCUGGUUUCGAAAUAAGAAAUUGGUUGUCGAAUUCGAAAGACGUCUUGAGACGGGUCGGGGAUUCCAUCCCGACUUUAUCGAAGAACUUUGUGGUUGGCAAAGAAGAAGGAAUGGAACGUGUUCUCGGGAUUGUGUGGAUUCCCCGUGACGAUAUGUUUCGCUUCACCAUAGUUUUCCGUUCAGACGUACAAGACAUCGUAGAGAGUGAUGAUGUUCCUACUAAACGGCAAGUGUUGAGAGCAGUGAUGAGCAUUUUUGAUCCACUUGGAUUGAUCGCGUCUGUAACUAUUCACGGAAAGAUACUAGUUCAGGAGUUGUGGCGACAAAAAAUAGGCUGGGACGAUUGUAUUCCGGAAAAUAUAUGGGGCAAGUGGAAGCGAUGGAUAGAAUCGCUCAAAGGUCUUCAAGAAAUCAACGUGUCACGGUGCUACUUCCCAGGUUAUGAUCCAUGCAGUUACGAUAGCCUUGAGAUGCACGUCUUCGUAGAUGCUAGCGAGUUAGCUUAUACAGCACUCAGCUAUUUUCGUAUAAUUGACCGUGGGAUUGUCCGUGUUGCUCUAGUCGCAGCGAAAUCUAAGGUUGCCCCACUCCAAGCUCUAUCGAUACCCCGACUUGAACUUCAGGCAGCCGUACUGGGUGUCAGACUGGCCAAAACGGUAGUGGAACAUCACAGCAUACCGGUACAACGUCGUAUAUUUUGGAGUGACUCCAGUACGGUACUUUCGUGGAUUGGAUCCGAUCAAAGACGAUAUCGUCCGUUUGUAGCGUUCAGAAUUAACGAAAUCUUAACAGAGUCAGAUGAAAAAGAAUGGCACUGGGUUCCUACCCGAUUAAAUGUGGCCGAUGAAGGCACUAAGUGGACCAAGAUUCCAGAUCUUUCACAGCAUGGUCACUGGUUUAAAGGACCGGAGUUCCUUUACAAGGAAGAAGCAUUCUGGCCGCAACAAAAUCAACACCUGUCAGAAACAACAGAAGAUUUACGAGUUGUUCAUGUUCACAAACAUCUAAUUACUGAACCAUUAGUUGACUUUAGUCGUUUCUCCAGAUGGGAAAGGCUUUUAGGAGCAUUGAGAUACGUGUAUCGUUUCCUCUGGAGAUCUAAAAGGGUCGAUAGCGAGAAUAUAUCAACAAGAGGCGAACUACAAGCAGCAGAGAGAAUUGUGUGGAAGCAGGUACAAAGCGAAGAAUUUCACGAUGAAAUGGUGAUCCUCAAACGUAACCUGGAACUAGUGAGUAGAGAGCAGCAUCUGCAGCUGCCUCGAAUCGAAUUAACGCAGUCGCAGUCGAAUAAUUAA
This is a messenger RNA of Toxorhynchites rutilus septentrionalis, 2916 nucleotides long. RefSeq lists its product as uncharacterized. The record is from RefSeq and is a predicted model, not a curated record. Bases 1 to 2916 code for a protein of 971 amino acids. NCBI's taxonomy places the organism in Eukaryota, Metazoa, Arthropoda, Insecta, Diptera, Culicidae. The transcript has a single exon.